Ananas comosus (pineapple) is the source of this 1901-nucleotide messenger RNA. RefSeq names its product cation transporter HKT8-like. NCBI's taxonomy places the organism in Eukaryota, Viridiplantae, Streptophyta, Magnoliopsida, Poales, Bromeliaceae. The record is from RefSeq and is a predicted model, not a curated record. The transcript has 3 exons. Gene Ontology annotation, cellular component: plasma membrane. Gene Ontology annotation, molecular function: monoatomic cation transmembrane transporter activity. Bases 80 to 1627 code for a protein of 515 amino acids. Gene Ontology annotation, biological process: monoatomic cation transport; transmembrane transport.
CCAUCCUACACUACCCCAAAUAUUUCUAUAUCUACAUCCACUAUACACUCCCUACUAAUCCACCUUCACAGUACUAAACAUGGAAACCUCUCCUCCUCAGAAAAGAUCACCACUUCAUCUUCACACUCCAUUGCACCUACUUAGCUCUCUCUACCGAUUCGCGCUCCAUCGCGUGCACCCAUUUUGGAUCCAACUCUUCUACUUCAUCUUCGUCUCCUGCAUCGGCUUCAUCCUUCUAAGAUCACUCCCUAUGAGGAGAAGAGCAUUGGCGGUCGAUAGGCCCGCGGACUUGGACCUCUUCUUCAUGUCGCUCUCCGCAACCUCGCUCUCCAGCAUGGAUGUGGUUGAGAUGGAGAGCUUCUCCACCUCCCAACUCUUAGUAUUCACCCUUUUGAUGCUACUUGGUGGAGAGGUCUUUGUUUCCAUGCUUGGUCUCCACUUCAUGAAGAUAAAAUUACCCAAAAAGGAAACAUCACAUAAUAGUGCAACUAUGGAACUCACCUCCAACGACCAAGUUGAGCUUGAAUCAAUAAAGCCCACUGUUACUACUCCCUCAAUAACUUCGGAUCACUUAAGAUACAAUUCUAUAAGAUACCUAGGGUUUAUAGUAUUGGGUUAUCUCAUGCUAGUCCAUUUCACAGGCUACAUACUCAUAUUAUGGUACAUAACCCUAAACCCUAGUGCAGGAGAAGUGCUUUCGCGCAAAGCGAUAAGCCGACACACCUUUGCUGUCUUCACCACCGUCUCGUCCUUCGGGAACUGCGGCUUCCUCCCAACGAACGAGAACAUGAUCGUGUUCAAGAAAAAUCCGGGGCUUCUGCUGCUGGUCAUGCCACAAAUCCUCGCGGGGAACACGUUGUACCCCGCGUUCUUGCGAUCGGCUGUGUGGGUACUGGAAAAGUGCACUAAGAAAGAAGAGUUUGGAUACAUAUUGAGGAAACAUGGAGAGAUUGGAUAUGAUCACUUGUUUCCGAAGCUUCAUACCUCGCUUUUGGGUCUCACUGUGGUGGGGCUUAUCGUGGUGCAGUUACUUGCUUUUUGCUUCUCGGAGUGGAGAGUUGAGGGGUUGGAGGGGAUGAGUUCAUAUGAGAAGCUUGUCGGCGCACUUUUCAUGUCGGUGAACUCGCGCCACUCGGGGGAGAUGAUUUUGGAUCUCUCCACACUCUCCUCGGCUAUGUUGGUGCUAUAUGUGGUGAUGAUGUAUCUACCACCGUACACUUAUUUCCUUCCGCUCGACGGCGAUGAUCAUAAUAAGCAUUCGAGAGAUCGAAACAACGAGAAGAGGACAAGCAUUUUGCAAAGGCUAAUGUUUUCACAGGUCACGUACUUAGCCAUUUUUGUCAUUAUCAUUUGCAUCACCGAGAAAAGAGGGCUCUCCAAAGAUCCCCUUAACUACAAUGUGUUAAACAUUGUUGUGGAGGUAGUAAGUGCAUAUGGGAAUGUGGGCUUCUCGACCGGCUACAGCUGCAAGCGGCAGCUGAAGCCCGACGGGUUUUGUAGAGACGAAUGGAUCGGCUUCUCGGGGAAGUGGAGCAGCAAAGGUAAGCUAACUCUCAUGGCGGUCAUGCUAUUCGGAAGGCUCAAGAUGUUCAGCAUGUCUGGGGGCUCGGGUUGGAAGCUAAACUGAUCUCGACCGAUCUGAACUAAAUUUAAACCCGAGUUAUUCGAUUCAGUGGAGCCUUUUUCUUUUUGUUAAUAGAUUUAGGAUAGAGUCAGAUGAGAAAUGAAUGCUCGUGCAACGGAAGCACCAUCGGGGGCGUGAAGGAUAUGCUUGCUUUGAUUAGAAAGUGCAUGGAGUGUUUUCCAGUUGUUUAUCUGCGUAGUUGUUCUACUUUUUAAGGAAUAUGCAUAAGAAACUAUUAAAUAUAAAAAUAUAUAAAUAUCAUUCUCUAACAGCUUAA